Molecule: messenger RNA, 4302 nt
Organism: Olea europaea var. sylvestris
Lineage: Eukaryota; Viridiplantae; Streptophyta; Magnoliopsida; Lamiales; Oleaceae
Exons: 2
Coding region: 347-931 (194 amino acids)
Source: RefSeq, a predicted model, not a curated record
UGGGAGGAGUGUCGACAACCUAUAACUUGGGAAAGACGUGAAGCUUCUUCUAUUGGAUCAUUUUCGUCCUUCGCAGGAAGGGAUAGCCUUAGAGAAGUUCCUGGCGUUGAAGCAAGAGAGCACUGUGAAGGAUUACCGUAGAAUGUUUGAGAUGUUGGCUGCACCUUUGCUGGCGAUUCCUGAAUCAGUGAUGGAGGAGAAUUUCAUCAACGGAUUGAGCCCAGAAAUACGUGCUGAAGUACGGUUGAUGAGGCCCCAGGGGUUGGGCCAAAUCAUGGAAUUGGCCUAAAGAGUGGAGGAUAGGAACGAGUCCCUGAAAUGAGCCCAUUUGAGGCCAGGCCCAAUUAUGUAUAAAGGCAGUGAUAUAGUCUCGUCGGGCAGCCCCAAUUCAUUUAGCCCCUCUCACCAAUUCAGCCCAACGUCUCUACCUCUGAAGUCGUCCACAGUGACGAUAGCCAACUCCAAGUUGGCAGCAAUUCCGAUGCCGCAACCGGUAAUUGUAGCUAAGCCGACGUCUCCCUUUAAGAGACUCAUCGACCCCGAGUUGCAUGAGAAGAGGGAUAAGGGUCUUUGCUAUCGCUGCGAUGAAAAGUUUAAGCCCAAUCAUAAAUGCACAAAUAUGGAAUUGCAAGUGCUUGUGGUACAAGAAGAGAAUGGGAUGGAGCAAGUGGAAGCACCUGAGGAGGAAGAAAGUGAUGAACUGGGGGAGUUGAUUGAACUAUCCAUUAAAUCGGUGGUUGGCCUCUCCGUGCCUCAAACAAUGAAGCUUCAGGGUUCCAUUUUAGGGCAGAGUGUGAUAGUGAUUAUUGAUUGUGGUGCUACCCACAAUUUUAUUUCGAAUGAGCUAGUUUGGAAACUUGGGUUGAACAUCUCCAGUAAGUACAGUUAUGGAGCCAUUAUGGGAACAGGGCUCGUGGUCAAUGGAGGUUGAGUGUGUCGAGGAGUAGUGGUAUCUCUACCACAGAUUGAUGUAGUGGAAGAUUUCCUACCAUUAAAGUUGGGAUGCACAGUGAUCGUGGGAAUGAAGUGGUUGGGAACCUUGGGGAAGAUGCAGGUAAACUGGGGAGCAUUGACUAUGCGUUUUAAGGUAGGGGAAAAGAAACCAUUGUGUUGCGAGGGGACCCCAAUCUAGAUAAAUAGCGAGUGUCCCUAAAGUCGAUAGUGAAGUCCAUUAGGAAUGGGGAACAAGGGGUGUUGCUGGAAUUGGGGAGUUUGGGUAUGGUCUCUGAGGAAAUGGGGAUUGAGAUGCUUGAUACAAUCUGGCACUUGUUGAAGGAAUAUGGUAGGGUAUUUGGAGAAUCCUACGAGCUUUUUCCAACACGAACACGGGAUCACGCGAUUACAUUGCAACCGGGGACAGCAGCAAUCAAUGUGAGACCCUAUUGUUAUCCUUAUGCCCAGAAAAAUGAAAUUGAGAAGUUGGUUCAGGAGAUGCUAGUUGCUGGGAUUAUACAACCUAGUCAUAGUCCAUUCUCGAGCCCAGUUCUACUGAUUAAGAUGGAUGGGAGUUGGCGCUUUUGUGUGGACUAUCGUGCCCUCAAUAAGGUUACAAUACCUGAUCGCUUCCCAAAAUCGGUAAUUGAUGAGUGUUGGAUGAAUUACAUGGAGCCCGAGUAUUUUCUAAGCUGGAUUUGAAGCCAGGAUACCAUCAGAUCAGGGUUAAGGCAGAAGACAUCCCCAAGACUACUUUCUGAACUUACGAGGGUCAUUACAAGUUCUUGGUAAUGCCCUUUGGGUUGACAAAAGCAUUGGCUACCUUCCAGCACUUAAUGAAUGAGAUCUUCAGACCCUUUUUAAGGAAAUUUGUACUGGUCUUCUUUGACGACAUUUUGGUGUACAGUGUGACGGUAGAGGAACAUUGUCAGCAUUUGCAUAAAGUCUUGGGAAGCCUGCAGGAGCAUAAGUUGUUUGCUAAUGCAAAGAAACGUGUAUUUGGACAGCAGAAGAUUGAAUAUUUAGGUCACAUCAUAUCUGAGGAAGGAGUGGCAACCGAUCAGAGUAAAAUUAAAGCAAUGAUCUGCUGGCCCCCACGCUACGUCAAGGAGCUCUGAGGGUUCCUUGGCCUGACAAGCUAUUACAUGCAGUUUGUGGCGGGAUAUGCCAAGGUUGCAUGGCCACUAACCGAGCUUCUUAAGAAAAAUGGAUUCUUUUGGAGUAACGAGGCAGAGAGAGCAUUCCAAGAACUGAAGGCAGCCAUGACAGAUGUCCCCGUAUUCUCAUUGCCUGACUUUUCACAAUAGUUCGUCAUUGAAAUUGAUGCUUCAGGGUAUGGACUGGGGACUGUGCUGAUGCAGAACCAUCACGCUAUUGCCUAUUAUAGCCACAUUCUUCCAUCUAAUGCAAGAAAAAAAUCAGUCUACGAGCAGGAAUUAAUGGCAAUUGUGUUUGCUGUUCAGAAAUGGCGGCAUUACUUACUGGGACGGCACUUUGUUGUGCUGACGGAUCAAAGAAGUCUGAAGUUUUUGUUGGAACAACGUAUGGUCAGCGAAGAGCAUCAAAAGUGGCUAACCAAGUUGUUGGGGUACAGUUUUGACAUCCAGUACCAACUUGGGGUGCAAAAUAAGGCUACAGACGCUCUUUCUCGGGUUGAACCAACCCUCAGUAACUUGAUGAUCUCUACUCCCAGGUCGCUACAUUUAGAAGAGCUCAAACAAGCUAUUGCCGCAGAUGAUGUUUAGGGUAAGCUGGUGAAUGACAUACAGUCUGGGCUUCUAGUGAAACCUGGUUUUACACUUGCAGAAGGGGCUGGUGCUUCCCAAAAACUCUCCUUUUGUCACAACCAUAUUGCAGGAAGGCCAUGAUUCCAAGAUAGGUGGGCACUCCGGUUUCCUUAAGACAUAUAAAAGGGUUGCACGUGAGGUUUAUUGGUUGGGGAUGAAAAAAGAUGUGUAGGAUUAUGUGGCUAACUGUGCCAUAUGCUAACAGAACAAGUACAUGGCUUUGUCUCCUUAUGGGCUGUUGCAGCCUUUACCUAUUCCGGACUCAAUUUGGGACGAUAUCUCACUUGACUUCAUUGAAGGGCUACCCAAGUCGGGGGGAUGGAUACUAUAUUGGUUGUGGUGGAUCAUUUGAGUAAUUAUGGUCAUUUCAUCGGUUUAAAACACCCCUUCACUGCUCCCGAGGUUGCUGAGGUAUUCAUACGAGAGAUAGUUCGUUUGCAUGGCAUGCCCCAGUCGAUUGUGUGACGGGGACCGGAUCUUCAUGAGUAACUUCUGGGCGGAAUUGUUCAAAGCACAAGGGACUGUUCUAAAACACAGCACUGCAUAACACCCUCAGACGGAGGUGGUAAAUCAAUGCCUAGAGACCUAUCUAAUGUGUUUUGCAGCUGAUAAGCUACGCAUUUGGAGUCAGUAUCUUCCUUAGGCAGAGUUUUGGUAUAACACAUUAUUUCACACUGCUACCCAGCAUACUCCAUUCCGGAUUGUUUACAGCCGUGAUCCCUUGCCAAUAUUACACUUUGAGAAGGGUCUUACAGCUAAUUCUUCUGUGGAGCAGCUUUUACUAGAAAGGGAUGAGAUUUUACAGGAACUUAAGGCUCAACUUUCCAGGUCUCAACUGAGGAUGAAACAAAUGGCUGAUGGGCAUCGAUGUGAUAUUCAAUUUGAGGUGGGUGAUCUAGUGUACAUUAAGCUGUGUCCUUUCCGACAGAAGUCGAUGAAAAGAAGCUCAUGUGCCGUUUGAAGUUAUCUCAGAGGUGGAUAAUGUUGCUUAUAAGCUUAACUUGUCUCCUACUGUAGCCAUACGUCAUGUGUUCCAUGUGUCCCAACUAUGGAAGGCGAUUGGUAUCUCUCAGCUUUUCUCCUCCCUGCCGCCGCAUCUCACUGCUGAAGGAGAACUUGUUAUUGAACCCCGAGGCAGCGAUGGCAAUCAGGCCCUGUCUCGUUGACAGAAAUGGGGAGCCAGAAGUUUUGAUCAAGUGGAAAGAUCUCCCAGAAUCUGAGGCAACCUGGGAGCCAUUUGAAGCCAUACAGAAGCCAAUUUACUGUUUGAGCCAAUCCAGUUUGAGGAGCGUGGUAAUUUGCUCGACGAUUACUUGAAGAGCUUGAGCAAAGAAGAGAAGAAGACAUUGAUAUGAAAUGCCCUCAAUUCCUUUUUUAAACAUAGACUUUUUAACUAACAAACACGCAGCUAUGGAUUUAUUCACUCCACACCUCUCUUCAUAGAAAUGCCUGACUUUUCAAAAUUAAAUGUGUGAUGGUACUUGGGAAUAUGAAUGUGAUCUUGCUAGAAUCUCACUUUCUAUUAUUAUAUGAACAGAUCAAAGCCAAAGCAAGAAUUUAUAAGCAAUCCUCCAAAGUUUUU